AUGAAGGUUUUGUCAGCCUCUUCCCUUCUUGUUUUGUCAGCUAAGGGAUACACUGGUGACAAAGAGAAUUUGGGAAAAUACGAACAGGUAUAUUUCAGGGCUAAGGUUAUCUUUGGAUUGAAUGCUCUUGCUGGAAGAACAUUACAAUCUGGUUCUGCAGUUGGACCAUGGAACUCUUCCAAUGCCGAAUCUUUUAUCUGUUAUACUGUAAGAAAGAAUUACAGCAUUGCUGGUUGGGAAUUUGGCAAUGAAUUGUGCGGGAGUGGAGUUGGAGCAAAUGUUUCUGCAGAUCAAUAUGCUUCUGAUAUUGCUGCAUUAAGAAACAUAUUUCAUGAUGUAUAUAGAGGGAUCAGGCAUAAGCCACUGAUCAUUGCUCCCGGUGGCUUCUAUGAUGCAAACUGGUUCCAGGAAUUUAUAAACAAAUCUGGUAAAUCUGUUGAUGUGGUAUCUCACCACAUAUAUAACCUUGGAGCAGGAGUUGAUGAGCACCUAAUUGAAAGAAUUCUUGAUCCAUCAUAUCUUGAUGGAGUGGCUAGCACAUUCAGUGGCCUCAAAAACAUACUUCAAAAAUCAGCAACCAAAGCAAAAGCAUGGGUUGGUGAGGCAGGAGGGACUUACAACAAUGGCCACCAUCUUGUGUCUGAUGCAUUUGUCUACAGCUUCUGGUAUUUGGAUCAGCUUGGAAUGUCAACAGUUUAUGACACCAGAACAUACUGCAGACAGAGUGUGGUUGGAGAAAACUAUGAUUUACUAAACACUUCUACUUUUAUGCCAAAUCCAGAUUAUUAUAGUUGCUUGCCAGAUCCGCAAGAUCCGCAAUUGGAUUCAAGUAGGAUAGUCUUUUAAAGCUUACUGACACUCGUGCUUCUAACAAUAAGAUGACACUGAUGCACUAUCUUUGCAAGGUUCUAGCUGAUAGGUCACCUGGACUGCUUGACUUCCACUUAGACCUUGUAAGCCUGGAAGCUGCGACUAAGGAUAAUAUUGAGGAUGAUGAUAAUGAAGAUUAAGUUGAUUAUUAUUGUGAUUUAUUG
Messenger RNA from Arachis stenosperma, 1034 nucleotides. RefSeq names its product heparanase-like protein 3. The coding region runs from base 1 to 846 and encodes 281 amino acids. The record is from RefSeq and is a predicted model, not a curated record. Gene Ontology annotation, molecular function: beta-glucuronidase activity. Lineage: Eukaryota; Viridiplantae; Streptophyta; Magnoliopsida; Fabales; Fabaceae. Gene Ontology annotation, cellular component: membrane; plant-type cell wall. The transcript has 9 exons.